AUGGAUUCAUCGGAAAAAGGCUACAGACUGCAUGGCGACCUCAGAAUAGAUCAGAGCCAAUGUGGCACUAGGAUUGGUCAGUUCGGACGUCGUGGACCUGCUUGUGUUUGCGAUGAAAAGAUUGGGAACGUUAUUUCAUUCUUUCUUCGUUUCUUUCUUUGUUUCUUUCUUUCACGCCUCUCACUCUUUACUUUCUUUCAUUCUUUUUUACAUUCUUUCUUUCUUUCACGACAUUCACUCUUUUCUUUCUUUUUUCUUUCCCAUUUCUUUCUUUCUUUCAAUAUUCACACCUUUCUUUCUUUUUCCUUUCUUUCUUUUUUUCUUUCAGAACAUUCGCUCUUUUCUUUCUUUUUUCUUUCUUUUUUCUUUCUUUCUUUUAUAACAUUCACACGUGACUUUUUUUAUUUCUUCUUUUUUCUUUCGUUCCUUAUUAUCGAUUUCUUUCUUUCUUUCUUUCUUUUUCUUUUACAGCAUUCACUCUCUUUUUUCUUUUUCUUUCUUUUUUUUUGUCAUUUGUAUAAUUUCUUUAUUCCUUUUUUUCUUACGAUCUUUCCUCUUUCUUUCACGACAUUCACUCUUUUCUUUCUUUCUUUCUUUCUUUCUUUUUCUUUUACAGCAUUCACUCACUUUUUUCUUUUUUUUUCUUUUUUUCCCUUUUCUUACAUUAUAUACUUUCUUUCUUUCUUUCUUAAACAGCUUCUUCCUUCUUUCUUUCUUUCUUUCUUUCUUUCUUUCUUAAACCGCCUCUUCCUACACUAUAUUCUUUCUCCUUUUCUUACUUCAUAUACUUUCUUUCUUUCUUUCUUAAACCGCCUCUUCCUACUUUCUUUCUUUCUUUCUUUUUUCUUUCUUUCUUUCUUAAACCGCCUCUUCCUAGGUUUAUAUUCUUUUCUUUCUUUUCUUUCUUUCUUUCUUUCUUUCUUAAACUUUCCUCUUCUUUAUUUUUUCUUUUUUUUUCUUUCUUUCUUAAACCGCCUUUUCCUUCUUUCUUUCUUUUUUCUUUCUUUCUUUCUUUCUUUCUUAAACCGCCUCUUCCUACUUUAUAUUCUUUCUUUCUUUCUUUCUUUCUUUCUUUCUUUCUUUCUUUCGCCUCUUCCUCUUCUUUCUUUUUCUUUCUUUCUUUUCUUUCUUUCUUUUUUCUUUCUUUCUUUCUUAAACCGCCUCUUUCCUAUUUAUAUUCUUUUUUUCUUUCUUUCUUUUUUUUAUUUUUUAAACCGCCUUUUCUUUCUUUAUAUUUUUUUUCUUUUUUCUUUCUUUUCUUUCUUUCUUUCUUUAAACCUCCUCUUCCUACUUUAUAUUUUCUUUCUUUCUUUUUUUUCUUUUUUUCUUCCGCCUUUUUCUUUCUUUCUUUCUUUCUUUCUUUCUUUUUCUUUCUUUCUUUCUUUCUUUCUCUUAAACUUUCUUUCUUUUCUUUUUUCUUUAUAUUCUUUUCUUUCUUUCUUUCUUUCUUUCCCCUUCUUUCUUUUUUUCUUUCUAUUUUCUUUCUUUUCUUUUCUUUCUUUCUUUUUUUAUAUUUUUCUUUCUUUCUUUUCUUUCUUUUCUUUUUUUCUUUCUUUAACCGCCUUUCUUUAUAUUUUUCUUUUCUUUCUUUUUCUUUCUUUCUUCUUUUUUCUUUCUUUUUUUCUUAAACCGCCUCUUUUUUCUCUAUAUUCUUUCUUUCUUUCUUUUUCUUUCUUUUUUUCUUUCUUUCUUUCUUAA
This is a messenger RNA of Acanthosepion pharaonis, 1698 nucleotides long. NCBI's taxonomy places the organism in Eukaryota, Metazoa, Mollusca, Cephalopoda, Sepiida, Sepiidae. The record is from the annotation of a GenBank genome assembly.